AUGGCAACCCCGACCGCACUACCGCCAUUACCAUUCAACCCUACCAGGGUGAGAUCGUAUGUGCUCCGAUUACCACUUUUCACACGCGUUGUGCUGUUGGUCAUCGUUGCAUUUUGGUUGCUCGAGCUACAAACUAUAUGGAGCGUGGUACAAUGGGGAUCAUUGACGCCGAGUGAAAUCGGAAUCGGUAGCAUGUACCGACUGAACACCUAUCCAUUUAUUCACGUUGGGUUUUUUCACGCUUUCGUGAAUCUGCUAGCUCUCACACCGUUGCUAGAGCGAUUCGAAGCUGAGCAUGGUACAUUGACCGCAGUUGCUUUAUUUGUUGGCCCUCUCUCAACGUUCCCUGCCGGUAUAUACAUCCUGAUUGAGAAAUUCAUCCUGCACAGCAACACUGCUGUGGUUGGGGCAAGUGUCUGGGUGUUCCUAUUGCUAGGCUCUGAAGCUAUAAAGACAUUUAAGUCAAACCCAUACUUCAGUCUUGGGACAACAAAGAUUCCGACCUGGACAUCACCACUGUUCGCAUGUGCUCUCGUAUCGAUAUUCGUGCCGAACACGAGCUUCUUGGGCCACUUGAUUGCUAUUAUAAUAGGGUAUCUACUCGGCCUCGGGUAUCUCAAGGUGUUUGUUCCACCAGAGAAGAUCCUGAGAUGGAUUGAGGGAAAGCUGAACCUACUGGGACGACUGCCACAUUAUGUGUCAGUAGAUCAGAAAACCUAUGGUCGUUAUGGCGUCCUUCCUACGGCAACGGCAGCCGUAGGGGGUGAGAGGCCCACUCCUCUGAGCUAUCUGGGCACGAAUCAGCGCCUCGAUAACAGCUAUUGCGGAGAUGCUCAUUCCAAUUCGUUCAACUUGCCCUCUAAGCAAUUUUACAACGACGCUCGGCAUGGAAAGAUCCUUCCGAAUGUCUUUAAUUCCAUGGCAUUGAAAUUGACCGGGUGGGUGACAGCCGUAAUCCGCAGAUUGCGGAGCAAUCCUCAGUUUCUCUUCGUGCGCCUGCCGUAUAUACUUUCGCUUCUUUGCAUAAUUGCAGGAGUGGUCUGGCUUCUUCUCCUUCCCCUCGACGAAUACGCCCGUCAAACAUACAUCUCCGAGAAUGCGCUUUUGCCUGGCCAGGUUCAUGCAUACUUCUCAGGCAGCGAACAGAACAUCUUUCGCGGGUACAAGAGAGAACUCGAAAGUUUGCUGAAUUCUGGGAACCAGGAAGGUCAGGAGGCGAAGGAUAGUGAAUUGACACCAGUAAUUUCCGAUCAGAUACAGUCGAUCUUGCGAGCGGCCGGGUUGAAAGUUGCGACGCAGAAGUACGAGUACACUUCUUCGGGUAUCACGCAUGAGGGACAGAAUGUCUACGCAAUCAUCCAUGCGCCGCGGGGCGAUGCCACGGAGGCGAUUGUGCUGGUUGCUGCUUGGAAGACUGCUGAUGGGGAAUUGAACUUGAAUGGAGUCAGUCUUGCUCUGACUCUGGCAAGAUACUUUAAGCGUUGGUCUUUGUGGUCCAAAGAUAUCAUUUUUCUGUUCCCACCAGACAGCAAAUCGGGAACGCAGGCGUGGAUCGAUGCGUAUCAUGACAUGCAACCGUCCUCGGUCCAGCCUCUACCACUGAAGAGCGGUGCCCUACAGGGAGGACUUGUUAUUGAAUACCCCUUCGAUCAUCGAUUCGAGUCUUUACAUAUCGUCUACGAUGGCGUCAACGGGCAACUGCCCAAUCUGGAUUUAUUUAAUACGGCUAUUUCAAUUGCCGGGGGUCAGAUGGGAAUCGGAACAAGCCUGCAGGAAAUGUGGGAGCAUGAUGAUAGCUAUAAAGAGCGCCUGCAGACAAUACUUAGGGGUAUGGUCAAGCAGGGCUUCGGACACGCUACCGGGGCACAUAGUAGUUUCAUGCCGUACCACAUUGAUGCGAUCACUCUGCAAACGAAGGGAGAUGGCUGGCAAGAUGAGAUGGCUCUAGGUCGAACUGUGGAGAGUCUCUGUCGCAGUCUCAACAACCUGCUCGAACACCUUCACCAGAGCUUUUUCUUCUACCUGCUGAUGCACACCAAUCGCUUCGUCAGUAUAGGUACUUACCUUCCAAGUGCGAUGCUGAUUGCUGGAAACUUCACCAUCAUGGCGAUUGCUUUGUGGAUGCGUACGGGCUACUAUAUGCACGCUCAGGCGACCUCUACCACGAAAGGAGAUGCUCACCAGGAUAAGAAGUCUCCGGCCGAUCAAGCAACGAAUACGGAGAAAACUGGCGAAUUGAAUGACGCAAAUCCCAACGAGCUACCGAGUCCGGGCAGUGUCCUGGAGAGACAGUUAGCCCUUCCGCUCACCCUAGUUGUUGGGCUACACCUGCUUGGCCUGGUCCCUCUUUUCAUCUUCAAUAACAUCCAUCACAAGUACUAUACGACCGCGACCUACAUUUGUCUCGGAGCUGGGGUCAUCCUCCCCAUCAUCGUGUCAGCCCUCUUGAACCAUGGAUUUAGUUCUCCUCCAACAACCCAGCAAUAUUUCCUGACUAAAUCCUUCUCCCUCCUUCUUCUCGGCCUUUUCCUCUCUACCCUUGCCACAUUGAACUUCUCUCUUUCUUUCAUGGUUGGCCUACUCUGCGCACCACUUAGUUUCGUCAAGCGCAUCAAUCCCCAGACGAAAGCUGCUCUGCGGUACCCCAUCGCUAUACUUGGUUUGCUAGCUUUAAAUGUCCUUUCUCCUCCUGCGGUUCUCAUUGGGGCAUGUUGGUACUCAGGCGUGUCGGUUGAGAUGGUUCUGACUCAGGCAGCAUUCGGAUGGAAUGUCUGGGGUAUGUGGACACAGGUGGUUGUGUGGUGUGUCUGGUGGCCUGCUUGGGUGGUUGGAUGUGUCUUACUAGGAUCGUCUGUUCUUUGA
Molecule: messenger RNA, 2862 nt
Organism: Aspergillus udagawae
Lineage: Eukaryota; Fungi; Ascomycota; Eurotiomycetes; Eurotiales; Aspergillaceae
Product: glycosyl phosphatidyl inositol protein transamidase complex subunit
Exons: 11
Coding region: 1-2862 (953 amino acids)
Biological process (GO): attachment of GPI anchor to protein
Cellular component (GO): GPI-anchor transamidase complex; membrane
Molecular function (GO): serine-type endopeptidase activity
Source: RefSeq, a predicted model, not a curated record